AUGGACCCAUUUGCUACAAAAUAUCUUAGACAACAUCCCAACGCCACUGAUGAAAAAAUAUACGAAGAGUACCUUAAGACACAACAGGCGAAACAAUUCGCGUUCGACGUUGACGGUAGCACAGCCACCAAGGCCGCUUUUUUUGAGCAAACAUAUAUCGACAGACAUGGAGUUCUUCGGACCUUUCUUGAUCACAUAAACGAUUCAUUAAAUAAAUGGGACACAGUAAAAUAUCAUUCACCAUUGGUAGCUCUGGCGCAAGCAUCAACCAUAGGGAAGUCAAAAAUGUUAUGGGCAGCUGCAGAGCACGUCUAUACGACAGCAUCAUUCACCCCAUACCUGGGUAAUCAGGCGGAAUUUUGGAAUGUUAUUGAAGAGGGAAUGAAGAAGUGCAUGGACGAGGUUCGAAAUAUAAUCGGCAACAGUAAAGAUUAUGAUGACGCGAAAUGGCAUUCUGUCAAGCAGUUAGUCAAGAUGUGUUGGGAUUCUUUGAAAGAAACGUUAAACAGUGAUGAACCAGAAAGCGGGAUACGAUUAUUAUUCGUAUUCGAUGAAGCCAAAAUACUGACUGAAAGAGAAACAAACUGUGACAAAACAAAUUUCGAAUGUUUGCAACAUGCACUGGCUACCCUACCUGCAUACGAAUCAGGUGGCCGUGCAUUUGCUAUCGUCACCGAUACAGCAUCGAAAAUAUCAAACUUUGCUCCAUCAGCUCGUCGUGACCCUUCUUAUCGUGUUCAGAAGUACAGGUUAGCCCUGUAUCCGCCGUUUUAUCAUAUUGCCACAUUGAACACUUUCAUGACACAAGCAACAGAACCAAAGACGUUAAAGCAAGUGACCUCAUCGCAAUACUUCUUUCGCUAUGGGCGGCCUCUUUGGGGUGGAUUGCUCAAAGCUAUAGAUGCUUACUCAAGCAAGCAAGUGUUAAGUCCUGAAAAGAUCGGAGGUCUUGACCUUGAAGAUUGGAUCACGAGGAACCAUAACAAGAAAAUAACAAUAUCAGAAUCUAUUGCAGUCCUUGGAUCACGAUUGUGUAUCGAUAUUGUGCCCCAGACUGAAUUGGCCACGGAACUUGUUGGUAGUUAUAUGAGUUUGUGCUAUUACCUAUCCGAUACUCAUGAGACAGUUAUGGUCGAUUAUCCAUCGGAUCCAGUACUAGCAGAAGCAUUGGCUCAUAUAACAAAUAAUACUAAUAGAAUCGGGUUAACACACUACCUAAGCGCACUCAUCAAUGCUCUCCGAGUAGGAUCAGUCGAAGCAUAG
Messenger RNA from Ambispora leptoticha, 1263 nucleotides. NCBI's taxonomy places the organism in Eukaryota, Fungi, Glomeromycota, Glomeromycetes, Archaeosporales, Ambisporaceae. The record is from the annotation of a GenBank genome assembly.